Messenger RNA from Jaculus jaculus (lesser Egyptian jerboa), 3490 nucleotides. RefSeq names its product carbonic anhydrase 12 (gene Ca12). The record is from RefSeq and is a predicted model, not a curated record. The transcript is spliced from 11 exons. The coding region runs from base 6 to 1064 and encodes 352 amino acids. Gene Ontology annotation, cellular component: plasma membrane. Gene Ontology annotation, molecular function: carbonate dehydratase activity; zinc ion binding. NCBI's taxonomy places the organism in Eukaryota, Metazoa, Chordata, Mammalia, Rodentia, Dipodidae.
CGAAGAUGCCCCGCCGCGGCGGGCUCGCCGUCCUGCUGCUGGCCAUCCUACGGGCGCAGCUCUCCAGCGCGGCCCCGCUGAACGGAUCCAAGUGGACCUAUGUUGGCUCUACUGGGGAGAAGAGCUGGUCCAAGAAGUACCCAUCGUGUGGAGGCCUGCUACAGUCCCCAAUAGACCUGCACAGUGACAUCCUUCAGUACGAUGCCAGCCUUGUGCCCCUCCAGUUCCAAGGUUACAAUGUGUCCAACAAGCUGUUGAACCUGACAAAUGAUGGCCAUUCAGUGAGGCUCAACCUGAACGCGGACAUGCACAUCCAGGGCCUCCACUCCCACCAGUACAGGGCCGAGCAGCUGCACCUGCAUUGGGGGAACCGCAAUGAUCCCCGGGGCUCUGAGCACACCGUGAGCGGGAAGCACUUUGCUGCCGAGCUGCACAUUGUCCACUAUAACUCAGACCUGUACCCUGACUUCAGCGCCGCCAGUGACAAGCCAGAAGGCCUUGCUGUCCUUGCUGUUCUCAUUGAGAUAGGCUCCUUCAAUCCGGCAUAUGACAAGAUCUUCAGUCACCUUCAACACGUAAGGUACAAAGGUCAACAAGCGUCCGUCCCGGGCUUCAACGUCGAGGAGCUUCUCCCGGAGAGGCCUGACGAGUACUACCGGUACCAGGGCUCCCUGACCACCCCGCCCUGCAGCCCCACCGUCCUCUGGACCGUGUUCCGCAACCCCGUGCACAUUUCCCAGGAGCAGCUGCUGGCUUUGGAGACGGCUCUGUACUGCACACAUGUGGACGAUCCUUCCCCCAGAGAGAUGGUCAACAACUUCCGGCAGGUCCAGAAGUUCGAUGAGAGGCUGGUAUACAUCUCCUUCCGAAAAGUGGGAAACCUUACCGACACAGGACUGAGUAUGGGCGUCAUCCUCUCAGUGGCCCUGGCUGGCGUGCUGGGCAUCUCCAUUGUUGCUGCCGUGUCCAUUUGGCUCUUCAGAAGGAAGAAGAGCAAAAGAGGCGACAGCAAGGGCGUCAUUUAUAAGCCUGCCAUCAAGAAGGAGGCCGGGGCCCACGCCUGAGGUCCCCGCCCUCCCAGACAUCCAAGGAAGGACCUUGCUUUGGACAUUGCAUACUUUGGCUCUCUGGACACUUGACAUUCAAGAUGUUCUCUGGAGCUCAACUCUAACCACCCCCAGGCCCUUGGGCCUCCCCUUGACCUGGUGUCACAGCCACCCCAGGGUGAUCUGUGGGUGAAAGUAAGCUCUUGGGCCAGAGGGCAGGAGCUCCACCUGGGUGAGAUGGCUAAGGAUUUUGGAUUCUGGGUCACAGACCCAGCCUGCAGGUGGGCUGUUGUGGUCUGGAAAGUACUUCCAUCCAGGGCUUCUCUGGGUGUGCUUUCCAGUGUCCGUGUUCUAGUUCUUCUCCAGCCUUCCAGACUAGAACACACACCCUCUGCUCAGGCGAUACUUUUGAAACCCAGCUCUCUUCCAUGGAUUUCCUUGUAUUUUGACAGAACCUUUUAUCUGACCAGAAGCGUCUUAUUGUCAGAAAGAAAGUGACCACAAGAGCCGGGCGGCGGCUCACACCUUUAAUCUUAGCACUUGUGCAGCUGAGAAAGGAUUAAUUUGAGUUCAAGGCCAUCCAGGGCUACAGGGAGAGUCUGCCAUCAAAAAAAUGAAAAAAAAAAAAGAGCUAUGUUUUAUAAUAUACUGGGACAUUUUCAGUCUUUGCAGGGAAAGGGAGAGGCAGAGAAAGGGGGAGACAGAGUGGGAAGACAGGCAGUGUGCGGGGGGUCUCAGUCCAGAGUCGGAACUGGAGUCAAGCCUCCACGGGAGACGUUCUCUGCACACUCUCGUGUCAGGGUCCUGUAGUCCACAGGUUUAUAAACAGCUGCCUGCUCCUUGAAAGUGGGUUUGCUCUCUGCCUUUAGAGUAGCUGUGGGUUCUAGAAUGAUUCAAACUCAAGUCUGCUUUGAAGUCGUGGGAAACGGCGGAAGCAAACCGUAGAGUGUUGUCUCAUUCGCCCAGAGGUCAUUUCUGCCCCGUCUGGCAACCCCACUGCCAGUCUGGAGCUGGGGCUUGUCUGCGCCUCUGACUUUGGGGAGCUCUGACCAUGGUUAAGUUACAAUGUAUCCACACACUAUUAAAGCAGGCAUCCAAGCGCUGGAAGCAGGCCUUGGUAUUCCAGGACCAGAAUCAGUGGCCUGUUGGGAAGGCACCCCUUUUCUUCUCCCUUGGUCAAAAAGACAGCUUCUGGGGCAUAGCCCCUUCUCCGUCUUCCUCCGGUAGAGGCGAGAACCUUGUGGGGAGCAGGCAGUUCCUGGCUGAGCGGGAGAAGCCUCAUGCAGCCCCUCACCACUAGCUCCUUGCAGUUUGAUUCCGUCUCAUUUUGACAGCAUGGGAUGUCCUCGGGCAGCCUGAGUUUCUUCAUGAUAACCUUUCCUUUCACUCUUCCCUCUGACUCGAUAAAAAUCUCUUUGCCAUUGCCACAGCUUUUCGUGAUGGCAAGCCCCUAUGUCUUUGUAGCCUAAUUGCCCAGGUGAAGUUACAGGUGAGCUCACGGGCUCAGGUGUGCGUGUGAGACCUGUGAGCCUCUGAGCCUAGGGCGGCACCCCAGCCUUGCCACUGGCACCAGCACAAGAAACAAAGACAACCCUCACGGCCAAGCAACGUGAGCUCGGCCGUUUCUCGGCCUUGGUCCCGCACGUGGCCGUGACAGCGGAGAGGAGAGGAGGGAACGUGCUGGCACAUGGCACCUGCCAUGAGGACCGGCCGCGACAGGAGACAGAUGUGCCGGGCGCUGAGAACAGCGGCGUUUCUCCUUCCCUCUUCCUCUUCAGCGCGGCCCAGGCAUUCAGCCCUCGGUCAGCACUCACGGCUGAGCUGAAACAGAGCCGGGGCGGCGGGAAGAAUGCUCCGAACACCAGCACUGUCGCUGUCGCCUUUUAACUCCCGAGGACCCUGCUCCUCGGCAGAGGCUCAGUCGUUCCUUGGAUACUCGGCCGCCGUCGCCCCGGGAGUCCAGUGCGGUGGUGUGUGAAGCCCAGCCCUGCACCCCUCAGCUUUGCCAUGCAGUGUGCGAGGUGGGGGUCCAGGAGAGCCUGGGCACCGCUGGGCUGGGCACGUGGCAGGUAGAGGUGACCAAAGUAAGGCACAGGUGGGUGGGGCCCCUCCUGGCUUCUGUAGGCUUUCCUUUGUCCUUCCCAGGGAGCUCGAGGUCUCUUUGUUCUUUAGUGUGGCCUAGUGUAGCGACACCGGUAUCUGUGGCUUUAAUAAGACCCUAGAAUUCGCUGUGCCUACCCUCUUAAUCAUGGUUCAAGUCCUCUCCCUUUCAACACUCUCCGAAGGCCCUGAAGACGCACUGGGGGUGGCAGGACCGGGUCUGUGCCUGAGACCAUAGGCCACUGUGAUGAUUGAUUGUUUCACACAUCCAUAUUUAUUGUACCAAUGAUUGUAAUGAAGACGUACACUGAAAAUGUAGAAAAUUAAAUGUUUUUCACAUCAGA